Molecule: messenger RNA, 1865 nt
Organism: Anarrhichthys ocellatus (wolf-eel)
Lineage: Eukaryota; Metazoa; Chordata; Actinopteri; Perciformes; Anarhichadidae
Gene: gjd4
Product: gap junction protein delta 4
Exons: 2
Coding region: 54-1319 (421 amino acids)
Biological process (GO): cell-cell signaling
Cellular component (GO): connexin complex
Molecular function (GO): gap junction channel activity
Source: RefSeq, a predicted model, not a curated record
UUACUUUGGGGCCUGAAACUGGAAGGUUUUGGAGGGCCUUGAGCACUGCAAGCAUGACGGGAUCAAGUGCCUCUGAAGUCAUCUUUAUCUCUGUCAACCACAACAUCACUUUGAUGGGGAAGGUGUGGCUCGUUGUGAUGAUCUUCCUCCGUAUCCUGAUCCUCCUCUUGGCAGGUUAUCCUCUCUACCAGGACGAGCAGGAGCGAUUCGUGUGUAACACCAUUCAGCCCGGCUGUGCCAACGUGUGCUACGAUCUAUUUUCUCCCAUCUCUCUCUUCCGCUUCUGGCUGGUGCAGCUCGUCACCUUGUGUCUCCCCUACUUCAUCUUCAUCAUCUACGUGGUCCACAAGGUCUCGAAUGGCCUCACCGUGGACCUGAACCCCACAGGUCACACCAAAGCCCUGUCGUUGCUCAAGAUCCACCAGGAGCCGUUCAGCAAGACAUCGGUAAACAAGAUGGCUGAGCGAGGGUGGGCCCGGUGCUUCACGGGAGCCUACAUCCUCCAUCUGUUGUUCAGAACAUUGCUGGAGGCCGGGUUUGGGGCAGCUCACUACUAUCUGUUUGGUUUCUACAUCCCCAAGAGGUUCCUGUGCCAGCACACACCGUGCACCACCCAGGUGGACUGCUACAUCUCCAGGCCCACCGAGAAGACCGUGAUGCUCAACUUCAUGCUCGGCGUGGCAACUUUGUCCCUUUUCCUAAACGUGCUGGAUUUCAUCUGCGCCAUCAAGCGCUCGGUGAGGCAGAAGAGCAAGAGCAAGAUGAUGGUGGUGGAGAAGAUAUAUGAGGAAGAGCAGUGUUUCCUUUCAGGCAGGGGAGCCUCGAGAGGAAUGGACCCAAACGCUUCACCGGCUAAGCAGGAACAAGAAGCAGAGGCUGGUCACACGGGGAGUUUCCGGAAAAGGCGAGGCAGCAAGGGCUCUUGUGGAGGUCUUGCUUUAGGUCAGGAACCACCCUGCCUUGGGCGCUCCUCUCUUCCACGCUCUCCAGGACACCCAAGCUGCAACACCAAUGGAAACAACGGCUACUCUGUUUCCCAAGAGGAAGCUCUGGAAAGGAAUGGCAGCGAGGUGGCUCUCUACCCCCCAGAGCCAAUGGAGACACCCAGAUCAAUCCGUGUCAGCAAACGCGGUCGACUCAAACCGCCACCUCCACCCAGGCGGGACCUUGGGUCUUCCCCCAGGGAGCCAGCAGGGCCCUUUGGAGACGUUUCCACAAAAAUUUGUACCAGAAGGGUGGGUCAGUAUACGCUGGUUGAGCUGGGUAGCGGCGCAGAGCCACAGGCCAAUGAUGAAGAGAAAAAAUCUGAGUGGGUGUGAGGGUUGGAUUGCUUUAUUUCCAGGUUAUUUUGGAGCACAAGGAUGGGACAAAUGGGUGCGUAAGCAAUGUGAUAAACAGAGAGAUAACCCCAGGCUUACACAGUGGCAACAACUGAUGGAGCCGACAUCCUGCCAAGCUCUCUACCUCCAUUUUAAAAUGCACACUGCACUGCCACUUGACGGGAAUCCACAACGACAAUACAUUCACAAGACACUUUAGACCCACGAGGCACAGUCGCAUUUGAUGUGAUUUCAACACGCCAUCAGAUCACGUUGCCUUUUGAGAGGCACGAGCUGAGUGUUGAAAGUGACAAGAAUUGAAGUCCUGAAAAGGAACUCUCUGAACAAAACGAGUCAAGAAUGACAGCACACUCUGGCCUUCAGCGUCCUGUAACAAACCUCAACCUUGAGAAGAUCUAAAAGAGAGCAGCCCACCUGUUUCUUCCCUCGUUGGCUUUUACCCCCACCUCCCCGGACACACUGUCCAUAAACAACGACAGGCCUUGACCUGUCCCACAUAUAUAUAACCCCACCCCUCACUCUGUA